Diabrotica virgifera virgifera (western corn rootworm) is the source of this 4776-nucleotide messenger RNA. RefSeq names its product glucose dehydrogenase [FAD, quinone]-like. The record is from RefSeq and is a predicted model, not a curated record. NCBI's taxonomy places the organism in Eukaryota, Metazoa, Arthropoda, Insecta, Coleoptera, Chrysomelidae. The transcript is spliced from 6 exons. Bases 84 to 1886 code for a protein of 600 amino acids. Gene Ontology annotation, molecular function: oxidoreductase activity, acting on CH-OH group of donors; flavin adenine dinucleotide binding.
CUCACCUCAAUUAUAGUGUCCUUAGUUCUUGUGAUAAAAAAUAUGCAGAUGCUUUUUGAUAUCAGCAAUGAGUGUCAGUAAAAAUGUGCACCGGUGUGCAAAUAGUUUGCGGUGUGUUGGUGUUCACGUUGAGUUUUUUUGAAGUUUGGUCGGGAAUAAAUCCGAACGGAAGAAGUGAUUAUAACUGGGGUGAGCAGGAAUAUGAUUUUAUUGUAAUUGGUGUGGGAUCAGCUGGGAGUGUAGUGGCAAACAGAUUGUCAGAAAAUCCUAGUUGGAAAGUUUUAGCUCUCGAAGCUGGUAUAUUUGCUGAUCCACUAACUGACAUCCCUACUUUAGCUAUUACAAAUUCAAGGUAUCCAUAUGAUUGGGGGUUUAAAACUGAAAAAAUUCCGACAGCAUGUCUUGGUACCGUAGACGGUACAUGUCUUAUAGCAAAAGGAAAAGCAGUAGGAGGAACGUCAGUAACUAAUUUUAUGGUAUAUACUCGAGGAAAUAAGUUAGACUACGAUGAAUGGGCUGCAUUAGGAAAUACCGGUUGGUCAGAUGACGAGGUCCUACCCUAUUUCCUAAAAUCUGAAAAUUGUGAAAAAUGCACCGAUGUUGAUAAGAAGUUUCAUAGUAAUCAUGGACCAUUAAAUGUAGAACCUCCAGGUUGGGAAUCACCUUUAGUUGAUUUAUUUAUAAAAGCUGGUCAGGAGAUGGGAUACAACGCAUCGGAUCCCAAUGGUCACCAACAAUUGGGUUUUUCGAAGGUUAAAGGAACUAAACGACAUGGAAGAAGAUGCAGUACAGCUAAGGCGUUUAUUAAUCCAAUUUUGCAGCGACCAAAUUUCCAGCUCCUCACAUCUGCUACAGUAACAAAAAUCUUAAUAGAUCCCUCGACUAAAAAAGCUUAUGGAGUGCAAUUUAUCAAAUCUGGAAUGGAACAUACAGUUUCAGCUACUAAAGAGAUCAUUCUAAGUGCAGGCACCAUAAACAGUCCGCACAUUUUAAUGUUAUCAGGAGUAGGUCCAAAAGAACACCUUGAGGAUAAGGGAAUCCCUUGUAUUCAGAACCUAAGUGUAGGAUAUAAUCUACAAGACCAUGUGGGCGUUAUAUAUCAGGCACUUUUUGUUAAUGAGAGCAUUACUUUUGAUGAUAUAUUAGCUGCAAGUCCUUGGACUUGGUAUCAAUAUCUUUUUCAAGGUAAGGGUCCCUUAACCUUACCAGGAGGUGCUGAAGCGUUGGCGUUUAUAAAGACAAAAUAUGCCUCUCCCAAACAGGAUUACCCAGACAUGGAGUUAGUACUGGGAGUAUCUUCUUUCAAUAGUUUAUUAUUUGGUCUAAUCAGCAACUUUGUUGGCAUACCUACCAAGAUAUUUAGGCAAGUUUUUGCGCCACACGUAGGGAAACCUUCUUUUAGUAUCAACCCAUUCAUUCUAAAGCCAAAGAGUAGAGGAAGGGUAUAUUUAGAGGAUAAAGAUCCGAUGAAAGCUCCUGUUAUAUUAACAAAUUAUUUUAAAAGCGAAGAAGAUGUAAAUACAUUAGUUGAAGGACUUAAAAUGGUUGUGCAAAUAGCCGAAUCUGAACCCUUCAAAAGAUACAAUACGAAGGUAAAUAGGUCUCCCUUUCCUGGAUGCGAAAAAUUGACAUUUGGGAGUGAUGAAUAUUGGAAAUGUGUUGUAAGGCAGGUUGCAGUUUCUGAACAACAUCAUGUAGGUACCUGCAAGAUGGGUCCAUCGACUGAUCCUGAUGCAGUAGUUGAUCCGUCGCUAAAAGUGUAUGGGAUUCAAGGUCUUCGGGUGGUUGAUGCGUCUAUUAUGCCAAAUAUUAUAGCAGGACAUACAAAUGCACCUGCGAUAAUGAUAGGAGAGAAGGCAGCUGAUAUGAUUUCAAAAGACUGGUAGAAUAUCUGUAUAAGUUUAGAUAAUAUAGUUAUUAGAAGAUAAUUAUUGUUCAAAUAUUAGUGGCGUAGCUAGCCCCACAGGGGCCCCAUAUCAAAGUUUGUCGCGCGGCCCUUUUCCACCACUGAUAUAGCAUAGUCCUAAAAAUAAUUUCAACAAAAGAAGCAAAAACGCUUGUAUAGAAUAGAACAGAAAUAUGCUUUAUUGUCACUGAAAGUUUUACAAUUUUAUGGACAAAGAUUACAAAGAUUAGGAAAAACAGAAUAACAAAUACAGUUUACUGAAAUUACAAAAAUCGUCAAUAUUAUUACAAAAUAAAAGAUAAUGAAAUAAAAUAAAACAAUACAGGUUGUUUCAUUAAUAAUUGGAAAUAUUUUAACUAGAAUCCUGGGCUCAAAAUAUUAAGUAUUAACCCAAAUCACCUACUCCGAAAAUGCUUCCUAAGAGAGUUGGAGUUCUUUGAAGAUGGUGGUGACUUUUAACCAGUUUUUUAAAUACCUAUAGAAUACUUCUAUUUAGAAAAACUAAAACUGGUACGUCUAUUUAUCUUCCAGAGAUAAAUCAUUUCAUAAAUUGUGAAUUUCUAGUACCGGACAUAUGCGUCCUCUUUGUGUAGGGCAAUGGUUAUUUUAUCGCAUAACUUUUUUUCUUUGACUUUUAAGCAUUUUUGACACUGGAAUAUUAAAUCGUGAGGUACUCUAGUACUAAAAGUUACUCUUACUUUAAGUCGGUAGGAUAUUUAAGUCUUCUAGAAAAAUCGAUUUGAAAAAGUUUCGUUUUUUGAAUUUGAGCAAAAUUUGAAAAAAACCUAAAGCAAGAGUAACUUUUAGUGCUAGAAUACCUCAUAAGUUAAUAAUUUAAUGUCAGAAAUGCUUCAAAAUUAAAGACACAAAAAAUAAUGCGAUAAAAUAUCUGUUGACCUACCCAAAACGGACGCAUAUGAUCGGUACUAGAAAUUCGCAAUUGAUGAAAUCGAUUCAUCUCUGGAAUAAAUGUACCAGUUUUCGUUUUUUGUUUGUGGGUUAAAUCUUAAUAUUUUGAGCCCAUGAAUCUACAGUUGUUAAAUUAUUUCCAGUUAUUAAUGAAACACCCUGUAUAUUGCAAAAUUUACAUAAAUUGCAAAUUGCAUAAUACAACCUUAGAAACUAAUAGGUAAGUUCUGCGUAUAAAACCCAAAUAUAGAUAAUAAUAGUAAACCCAAUAAACUCUAAUAAACCAAAGUCGAAAAAUAGAUUUGAAUUGUUGAGACUCGUUGUUUUAAAACAGAUUCAGUUUUUUCAAGCCAAUGGUAAAUGGACAUACAAAACGAACCUAAACAAAGAAGCUCUGUACUUUAACGGCAAGCGACCGGCAAAUACAUACAUAGAUAUACCUAAAUACAAUUUAUAGAAAAAGAACAGAUUACACGAAAAUAUACGCAAACAAUACCUAGUGUUUCAAUGUUUCAAAUAUUCAAAGGUAAAGCGAUUAGGUACAAAUAUUGCAAUUUGGCAUUAUACAUUAUACACUGUCUCACAUACAACCAACGGUGAAUAGACAAUAAAAAGUAGCUUGAAGACAAAAAAGCUCUGUAGUUAUAGAAAGGCGAGAGGUAGAAAAUAGAUAGUACUUGUACAUAAAUAUAAUUUAUACAUAUAUACGAGUAGAUAGAUCACCCAUUUCACGAAAAUGUCGAUAUCCAAACAAUAUACAUUGUUCAAAGCGUUUUAAUAGUAAAAUAAUUGUAGCAUAUUUUGUUCCAUUUUUUUAAAGGAAUUUUGUGUCGACAUGCCGCGCUGGGGCCCCUGAAAAUAAACAGAAUAAUACAAAGAAAGACAGCUUUAGAUUUAAUUCAGUGGCCACCACCAUCAGUUAAAAUAAUAAUAUGUUUCUUUUUUUUAGUCAUCAGAACUGCCUGUGGUGUACUCUGAAGCUACCUACAUCUAGCUGUUUACUAAGCAAAAUAAUAAACAAACAUUUGUUGCAGGGUGCAUUAGCGACAUCUAUUUAAACAAAUUAAACAAAAUAGAAAAGAGAAAAUUUUCUUUUGGGUCUGAGUUCUUGGUGACUAUUAAUACCGAGCCAAAAUCUCAAUACCGGUAUUUGGUAUUUAAAAUUUCAAAUACCGGGAUCCCGGUAUUAAAACCGGUAUUAUGAAUAAAAAAUAUACACGUUAUUUAUACUAUCCUCAGUUGUUAUAUCGACUUGUUAUUAAAUAAUAUAUACAACCGUUGAUUGAAAUACCUCAAUCAACGAUACAACCUAUUAAAUUUUGUUUUGAAAUGAGUAGAGAUGUUGUUUAUAACAUUACAUAGAGAGUAGGAAUAGAUAGAUACAAAAAAUGUGCAAAUAGAAAAACUAUAUAUUUGAUUCUAGGAUAAAUUUUGCAUAUAAUAGGAUAGUACUUUUACUUAUAAAAUUUGCUAUUUGUAAAUUAAUUUAACUUUAAAAUAUAUUAAUACAAAGAUUAACUUACUGUGACAAAUAUUGUAUAUGGAUUACUCUGUAUUUAGACCGCUAUAUAUUUUCAAUUAUUAUUAAUAAUUCACAAAAUAAGUGAGACUAAUUUAUACACCACAAUACACAAAAAAAUGAAAAAUAGAUCUUAAAAUGUAAAAACAAUUCUGAUUAAUAAACCUUACGGCUAAUUUAUAAAAUAAAGUAGUCUAAUUUUAAAUAUUUAAGAAUUUUUAUAUAACUCAUUUUAUGUAUUUAGUCCAUGUGGUGAGACCGCUCCCGUCUGGAAAAAUUUCUGAUUCGGUUUCUUUGUGGAUUCCUAUUCAAAAAUCUCCCCUUUAAACAAAUCUAAAGGGUGCCGGGCGGAAUUUUUGGGCAGAAAUUGUUUAAACAAUGUUUUUAAACAAAUACAAAAUAUCACGUUUUUUUGGCACGGAACAUAUUUUAUUUUCAAGUU